AUGAAUGGGAUCAUAUGCAGAGUAAAGAGUUUCAUGGGCAUCAAUCGCGUGGAGACCAAAGAAGGCGAAGAGAUUCCACCAAAAAACAUGACUGAAGUUAUUCAGAGUUUACCGGAGUCCUAUCAUAAAUAUAUGGGUGAGGAACUACCUUAUCGACGAGCAUCUGCUCUAACGUUUAUCGCUAUUGUGCUUGGCAUGGGUACGCCUCUGUGGUAUCACACAACAAGAACCUACAGAGCUCCGUUCGUUGUUUUUCCCAAAAGCCAGACGGUCUCGUUUAAUGUUCAGAUCCAUCUUACUGUAACAGAUGCAAUCCUUGAGCCGGAAUUAAAUUCUAUGUGUCAAAAUCUUUCGUCAAUGUUGUUGGAGGGCGAAGUUAAGCCACCACUUGACAUUUGGUGGGAAGUAUUAAAUCAAGGAGUGAGAGAGCUGCGUGCUCUGGAAAAUGAUCGCAUGGAGCCAUCCGAUUUGCUCGCUGUACAUGUUGCUGUUGUUCCACUUGAACAAUGGUCCCAUUUUUCUGCUGUCACAGUAUUCCUUGAUCGUGGUCGCUGGGCUUUCCUACAGUAUACCGUAGACUCAAACAGGUUAAUGGAAAGGCUUCAAAGUCUUGUUUGGGAGGUGAUGGUAGAUGUUCCUCAUAUGAAUGAGAUUGUAAAGCGAGACAUUCGAGAGAGGUUGCAACCUUGGCAGAUCACAGCGCUUUCACCUUCACAUCAGAAACGUCUUGUGUGGGAUUCAGCACCUCUUUCCAUGAACUACAUUGUGCAAGUGAUCCAUGUGCACGACAAUGCUUCUCCAUCUGAUACAUAUUCGAAGGAUAUCGUUAACGUGCUUGAAGUUUUCAUCGAUUCUCAAUUGCAAUCUGUUGAGUCAUCAUAUCCUGUGCUAAAAAUCGUGAUUAUGGAGGUGGAUGCACCUGUUAUCAUGUUGGAUCCAUUUGGCGAAGACAGCCGUGGAGUGGCUGUUGCGUCUUGGGGAGCCAUAAUUCCACGGAUUUGCGUCGGCGAAACUUCAGAAGAUCCACAGACGGCUGCAAGGAUCUUGUCAGCUUUAAGAGUGUUACUAGGUGUGGAUAGCGACUUACCAGCGUCGUGGAAACGGGCUCCCGUGCCUCUUGCAGACUGGGAAAUCGAGAGAAUGCGCCUUCGAGCCAUUCUUGAUAAUGCGAUGCGGGCAAUAUCUGCUGUAAGUGCUUUAAAGGCCUUAACAGAGAAAAUCACAAACGUCGUUAUCAACGACGAUGUAGCCGCUCGAGCGAAUGAAGCCGUUCACUUGGUGCAAGCAGGUUUGGAAAGUCCUGGUGCGCCACAAUUGAACAAAAACAAUUUGUUCUAUCGUAUCAUCUCUAACAGCAAUUUCAUUCAGAUUUCUGCUGGUCGAUUCUUAGCCGACGAGGCGCUGUCGCAUCCGUCAUUGUUGUCAUUGCUGUACUUUCCGAAGGAUCAAACAAUGGCUGUGUACCUUCCAAUCAUGUUGCCGACUCUGAUUCCAUUGUUUGGAUCAGCUUUAGCACUCUGUAAGUGGGCACUAGGAUGGUCUUAG
Messenger RNA from Angiostrongylus costaricensis, 1545 nucleotides. The record is from the annotation of a GenBank genome assembly. Lineage: Eukaryota; Metazoa; Nematoda; Chromadorea; Rhabditida; Metastrongylidae.